CAGCUUGCGAGCUUCUGACGCCUGGGCCGCGAAUGUCCUUAUCCAGGGCGGCACCUCUGCGCUGACGGUUUGUCUCCCCUUUGACAGGUCUCGACACUCGUUUAAUCUUCGGUCUCUUCUUUCGCCUCGAUUCCUUUUCUUAUCGCCAGAUGCAAGGCGCGCGCACGCUGUAACCAGGCGGCUGUUCACCCCCUCAUAAAUCUCCAGAAACCUUGCCUUACCUACGGCUUCGCCACUGCGCCCUAAUGCUACCACCAGAACUGGGAUCACGAGCGGCCUGUUUCUUAAGUGACUGAUCAUAUCCGCACUCUGUCAAAUGACUGCCCACCGCCGGCUAAUGACACACUUCUUCCCUUCCUUGUCGUCUUCUUCACUUCGAAGGCACCGGGGACUUGAUUUCAGCCAUGGAGUCCUUUAACGAGGCCGAAAAGCGCUUUGUUCUCGCGGAGAUGAUCAAGCUUAGCCAGGUGGACGUCGGCGUCCUCGUCGACUUUGUCAAGUCGCAUGGAAUCGAACCCGACUGGCUCCAUAUGCAGCUCCCCAGUGGUCGCACCAUGGGUCAAUGUCUUCAUGCGGCAGAAACCAUGUUCAACACGCCCAUGGCCCCUCCGCCCAUGAUUUCCUCAUUGAAGCGAAAAUCACUGGGCGACCUCCCCGACUUUGAAUCCUCCAAACGACAGGCCAUGGCCUCUCCUGGCGAGGUAUCCCCGCGCGGCUUUGCACUACCCGCCAAUCUGCAGCCCGGUCUGCCCGCAAACAUACAGCCUCGCCCGAAUGGCUUCGCUCCGGCUCCGUCAGCUCCCAUCCCAUCAGUCUCAGCGUCAACGUACAACCCGACCCCGGUAGCCCGUAAGCGGGGACGCCCUCCCAAGGCGGUUCAGGGGGCCACCUGGCAGGUGUCGACUUACCCCCCCAUUACGCCCGCCCCGAUUGCGCCUUCUCCGGCGACGACUACCGCUCCGCACCCACGCAGUCCGGGUCUGCAACAGCCGCCGGCGGCGCCUCAGGCGGCGUCCCAGGGGCAAGACACGAAGCCAAGAAAGAAAGCGCUGCCCGAGAUUGCGCCUCGACCGACCCUCGGAGCGCCGGGCUCAGAGACAACUGUCCGGUCUCCAGCAGCGGCAGGCGGAGAAAAUCAGUUCUGGCGAGACGAAACGAGCCGUAGGGAGUACUACCAGGCUCAGGGUGCAGACGCUCCAGUCAGCGCGAAGGAUCGUCCGACGUCGACGUAUGCUCCCAUCUUGCCGCGCCCACAUAGCCCACGGAGUCCUCUCCCGCCACCAAGGGAGUUGGUGCGCCCGGCGUCAGCAGGACCACGCCAUGAUUUCAGGGAACCACUCCCAACGGCCGCUCCGGAGCCGUUGAAGAACGAGAGCAGGCCAGCGACAACAGAGCCGAUCAAGACUUAGAUCGGCGCUCAACUGAUACGGGAGGGUUAUCAUGCUAGGAGGUGGGGCAGCAGCCCCUUUUUGUUGCUUCUCUCUUUCCGUACGCACCCAGGGUAUACAGGACAGGGGAAGUCUUUGUUUUCUUCCUUUCCAUGGAUGCUGGAGAUAUACGCGCACUUCAUCCUACCUUGGGACCUUAAUGCUCUUGCCCGCCACCGUAUACAUCGGACAUGGCGGCACGACAGCAACGAAAGCGCGACGACGCGACGGCGGCCACGGCCGACAUACUCCAUGAAU
Messenger RNA from Parathielavia appendiculata, 1685 nucleotides. RefSeq lists its product as uncharacterized. The transcript is spliced from 3 exons. The record is from RefSeq and is a predicted model, not a curated record. Bases 405 to 1409 code for a protein of 334 amino acids. Lineage: Eukaryota; Fungi; Ascomycota; Sordariomycetes; Sordariales; Chaetomiaceae.